Molecule: messenger RNA, 2825 nt
Organism: Exophiala oligosperma
Lineage: Eukaryota; Fungi; Ascomycota; Eurotiomycetes; Chaetothyriales; Herpotrichiellaceae
Product: potassium uptake protein
Exons: 5
Coding region: 125-2509 (794 amino acids)
Biological process (GO): potassium ion transmembrane transport
Cellular component (GO): membrane
Molecular function (GO): potassium ion transmembrane transporter activity
Source: RefSeq, a predicted model, not a curated record
GGGAUAAAUUCCGCUCGAACCCCAAGCCGAUCUUGGUUACCUUUGAGCAGGCUCCGAGGACAGCAGUGGUGACAGAGCGGUUAAGAUUUGCUGUUACGGUCCAGCUAUCAUAGUCAGAAUCAACAUGGCGACUACAAUCCGCAUCGCAGAUGAAGUUCACCCAAAGACGGGCAUCGAGUUCACUAGAACAGAUACCCAGUCAUCACGGAACCUACGAAAAGGAAGCAUCGGUGACGAUGGAAUCUACAACAUCCGUUCGAGGUCCCGGCAACCAUCGCGCGCGCCAUCUGAGUACAAACCUGAUGGCGAUCCUGGGUUGCGCAAAGAAGGCGACUUCAAGCAGGCGCAGGUCUUCAAUGGUAAAAUGCUUCUAUGGCUGGCGUAUCAAGCAACCGGCGUCAUCUAUGGCGAUAUCGGCACCAGUCCUCUCUAUGUCUACUCUUCCACUUUCACAUCUGCGCCCUCCCACCAGGAUCUCAUCGGCGUCUUAUCCCUCAUCAUCUGGUCGCUUACAAUGAUGGUGACGGUGAAGUAUGUUUUGAUCGUCGUGCGGGCCGAUAACGACGGCGAAGGGGGAACUUUCAGCACGUAUUCGUUGUUGAGUCGCUAUUUGAACAUCACAAACCGCGAUCCGAGAGAGGCUUCUCUGGUUCGCAUGCGCCGUUACGCCUCCGGUGACCUCGAAUCUGCGGGGCGCGCCAUGCGUCAGGGUAUCGAGUCGCACAAAUUCUUCCGCGGCUUGCUCAAGGUGAUGGGCGUGCUCGCUGUUGCCAUGGUCAUCGCCGACGGUGUCUUAACUCCUGCUCAGUCCGUACUUGGGGCUGUCCAGGGUGCAAAAGUUGUCAACCCCGGUCUCUCAAAGGGCGCGAUCAUCGGCAUCACCGAUGCUAUUCUGGUCGUGCUAUUCCUGGUCCAACCAUUUGGUAUCACGAAGAUUACCCUCGCAUUCUCACCCAUUGUGCUCAUCUGGCUCGCCUUCAAUGCCGUGUUUGGUAUUUACAACCUGGCCAAGUUCGACGCAUCCGUCUUCAAGGCAUUCAACCCUGGGUACGGAUUUGAAUUCCUGAUACGCAAUGGAGAGCAUGGCUGGAGACAGCUCGGCGGUAUCUUGCUUGCUUUCACCGGUGUUGAAGCACUUUUUGCAGACCUUGGUGCUUUCAGCAGACGUGCCGUUCAAUUGAGUUGGUUGUGCUACGCCUUUCCGUGUCUACUUUUGGCAUAUAUUGGUCAAGCCGCCUACAUCAGCGAGCAUCCUGACGCUUAUGACAACCCUUUCUUCAACGCUGCUCCACCAGGAACCAUAUACCCGGCACUUAUUAUCGCCAUUCUUGCGGCUAUCGUGGCUUCCCAAGCUAUUGUUACCGCAACAUUCCAGCUCCUGCAUCAAGUUAUGAAACUGUCUUACUUUCCACAACUUAAAGUCAUUCAUACUUCCAAAAUCUUCCAUGGUCAGCUCUACAUACCUCUAGCAAACUGGCUACUUAUGAUUGGCACCAUUCUCAUCGCUUCCAUUUACAACAAUACGACAUCCUUGGGUAAUGCCUACGGUGUUUGCGUCAUGUUUGUCACAUUCUUUGAUACGUGCAUGGUCUCUCUGACGGCCAUAUUCGUCUGGCGAUUUUCGCCCUUUCUUGUUUUUUUCCCAUGGCUCAUCAUCGCCUGCAUGGACGGCACAUUCCUCUCUUCUGCCCUCACAAAGGUUCCGGAUGGUGCAUGGUUCACCAUCACUCUGGCCAUCAUCCUAGCGAGUGUCUUUCUCCUGUGGCGGUUCGGUAAAGAACAACAAUGGCUCGCCGAAGCCGAAGACCGCUUCCCCACAAGCCACUUUGUCCAAGUAGGACUUGACAAACAGUUACAACUGAGUAAGCGGUUCGAAAGUGACCGACUUAGCACGAUCAAAGGAUUUGGCGUGUUCUUCGACAAGGCCGGAGAGACUACACCGAUCAUCUUCAGUCAGUUCGCACUGAAACUCACAGCCGUACCUGAAGUCAUGGUUUUCUUCCACCUGCGACCACUGGAAACUCCGUCAGUGCCUCCAUCCGAGCGUCACACCAUUUCCAGGUUAGCAAUCCCCCACUGUUACAGGCUGGUCGUGCGGUACGGCUACAACGACGAAGUCAUCACUCCCGACCUCGCGGGUGUAAUUUAUGAACAGAUCAGGCUGUUUUUGAUGAGUCGAGAUCCCAAGUCGAUCCUCAAUCUUGCCAAGGAGGAGAAAUCUAGCGAGGACUCUGGACCAGAAACCGAGCAGCAACAAGAUGACAGUGGUGUUGGUGGUGGUGGGGAGUCGUACGGUGCCGAACUUGCUCGUCUCGAUGCCGCGUACGCACACAAAGUCAUGUACAUCAUGGGUAAAGAACAGAUGAAGAUCAAGCCCAAGACAAAUUAUUUCCGGAAGGCAUUGCUCUGGGCGUUCCUGUGGAUCAGGGACAACACCAGAACGAAGAUGGCCAACCUGAAUGUUCCCAUGGAUCGAGUGAUCGAAGUUGGUUUCUUGAAACAGAUUUGAAGAGGCUCUUCUUCGGUUGAGAUUGGCAAGAACACACCUGCCUUGGGGGAUAUCUUACUUAAGACGACCGGCUCAUGUUGGGAAACACAAGACCACGUCACGUCAUACCUUGGAUCAUUUACAAGCAAGAAUAUCUAUGCUCUGAUAUGUCUCUUCUCAGUGCAAAUCCCUCAAGGUUCGCCGCCGGUGUAAGCCAGAUUCAGGCUGAGAUGGACAUGACUGUCGGAAAACAGAUGACCACAAAUAGAUCACAUAGAGAAACACGGCUUUCACGAUUACUGAAAUGAAUGCGAGGUACCCGUAUCUUGGGAGCUGA